CAGUAACACGUAAACAUACCAUAAAAACAUAAGAAAAAUGUAUAUAUAGCAAACAUAGUAAGAUAAAAUUUAGACAUAAACAGUCAUAAAAGUAUAAAAGCAAAUAUAAAAACUGAGCAAGGUAAAAAUGGCCCUCUUCUGUGAAACGAGCUCCCAGUUUGGAUUUGAGAGACAGACACUCUCUCUAUUUUUAAGAUUAGGCUUAAAGCUUUCAUUUUUGAUAAAGCAUAUGACCAUAUAUAUGGCUGUUAUUCAUAAUAGACAAAAAAGUAGAGAAACAUGGCUUGUCUCUGCCUAGUAGCCUUUUGAGGUCUAAUUGCAAUGAUGAAUGUGGUUUAUUUGAUAGAGUUGUCUAGAAUAUGAAGUGUAGUUUAGCUGAUAGUAUUCACUGUGUGUAUUGUAGAGCCUGAAUUUGAACACUGUGUUAGAAACACCUUUCCAAUAAGAGUCGAGGAACUACAAGUAUUUAUAUUUUCCACGUUCAGUUUUCUUUUCACAAAGUACCGUGUACAUCCUCAAGGCCUACCAAAUGCACUUCCUUUGUCUUAUAACAUUCGCAAAGUGAAUUAUUUACAGGCAAAGUUUGGACAAUAAUCUCUGUUGAUGACUUGUUCAGUUUCUUCUUUGAAGCUUCUGAGUGUCGGAUCUCUGUGUCACUGACGGAAACUCCCCGGCAGCAGAAGAGCGAGAAGCAAAACAAAAAAAGCACCUUUGAGGACACAAACUGUCAAAACAACGCUGAUGUGUUUUCUCAGUUUAUAAAUCUAAUCUUUGAAUUUCUCAGCUCAGUUCACCUGUUUACUCGUUAACACUCGCUGGUGGUUACAGAGAAAAUUCUGCUGAUGUAUUUUGAAUAAAAUCAUCUUAUUCUGAAUCACUGAUCUGAAAGCACAAAAUCACCACAGCAAUAGUUUCUUGAUUUUCAAUAAGAACACAACAAAGGUUAGUGUAGUAUUUUUCUGUUUUCUAUUGGGAAAACAUUUAAUAAUUAUAAGCUACACUUAUAAACUAAUCCACACAAAUAAGCAGCUUCUAACUUUUAGCUGUGGGUCUAAACACAAGCAGCAGAGCACUUGUCCACAGCAAACGAGGAAGCAGUGCAGUGGUCAGCAAUGCUGACUCACAGUAAGAAGGUCCAAGUUGGACUUCAUCAUCUGGCUUUUCCUUGUGGCGUUAGCAUCAUGUUGUGUGUCCUCUCACAGUACAAAGACAUGCUAUUAGUGGGGUUAGGUUAAUUAGUAAUGAUAAAUUGCCUAUGAGUGUGAAUGGUUGUCUAUCUCUCUGUGUUCGCAAUGCAGCAGACUGAUGAUCUGUCCAGGGUGUGCCCUGCUCCUCACCCAGUGGUAGCUGGGAUAGACUCUAGAUCCUGAUAAUUUUAUGUUUUCCACUCUAUAGUCCUCACAGGACUCUGUGCAGUCCUGUGAAAAACUAAGUAUAGCCUUACUGCUUCUAUAGGAAUUAAAAGUGAAGGAAAUCAUAUGCACUUGAUUAAUUGACAAAAAAAUGUAAGUCUGAUUGACUUUGCCUUAAAAAGCAUCUUGAAAAUAAUCACACAAAAUAAUCAAUCUUAAAUUUUCAAAUGGAUAAUAGAGCUGCGCUAGUGUGGACGUAGCCUAAGACUUCUACUCCGUUACAUCGCUUUUUUAAAUCUUAAAUGUAUUUAUUUAUUGUAACAGGUAUAAUUAAGAUCUGAGUAGCUUAAACAUUAACCUUAAUAAAAUUUAAUAAUCCAGUGAUGAAAACAUGGUGUGGCUUGGCAUUAUGAGUCAAAGCCGCUGAAUGUGGCCUUGAAUUCCUUUUUUUCUCUUCUCUUUCAACAUGCAUUACUGUUUAAUAUGUCAACACUGAGGCUGUUUAUAAAAAGGUCUUUGGUUUGCUGAGCAGGUUUAGAUCGGCACCAGUGAAAACACAUCAAGUGUUAAGCUGCGUAAAGUUGAUUGAAGAACUUAAGAGCAGCGCUGACACUAACUGCUGCUGUGGCGUGUUGACAGAUAUUUCAGUAAGAGAAACAAUGGCUUUAAAUAAAAAAGCUCCCCUGGAAGCAUUUACUGGAGAAAAAUCAAGGAAGAAACAAGGCUUAUGUUGUUUCAUUACAGUUUUAAUGCUCUGAAUGACUCUGAUGGAUUGGGCUUUCACAUUUUUCAGGCAGUUAAAGACAACUCCAGGAAAGCAAGAAAAAAUGUCACAUUGCAAAUGUUUUGCUUAUAACUCGAAAAAUGUGGAUUGUGCAGAAUUCUCCACAUGCUUCUAUUUUCACUCCCUCAAACAAAUCAGCAUUUUGCUUCAUACCAAAAACCCCUUUUUCUGUUAUUGCACUUUAUUAGCGAUAUAACUUAACUCAAGUGCUGUUCAGAGAAACUCUUUUUACUGCACUACCUUUGCAAAAAGUUUUCAGACAGACUUUUUUUGUCGAGAUGGGGGGAAACAGAAUUGAGUCAUUUUAGAGAACGCUCUGUAUUCCCAACCUCUGUCACUUCAGCUCCCCCUCACAAGAUUUAUGACUGAAAAAUCCCUUUUACACAUCUGUUAUCUGCUUCUGUAUUCUUCAUCACCUCUCGCUGCCUCCCCCUCUUUGCCUCUCUGUGCCGGUGGGAAUCCCGGCUGUGACGCCAGAAGCUGAUGCCGCAGUAAAGCACCGACUCUGUUGCUGAGGCUUUGAUUCAGGAUGCUGUAGUGCCCUUGAUGUGUCAAACAAUUAACAAAAAAAAAACUGCAGUGAGAAGGGUAGAAGAGCAAGCUGAAUCACGAGUGCGGUUUAGACUCAUCACACGAAGCUCUCUUUCUCCUGUUUGCCCACUUUUUUUUUCCUGGAGCAAACACGGCCGUCAACAACAUGUAGCUGCUUAUUUCAUUGAGUCAGGCAUUUCCAAAAUAUGAACCAUGUGUUUGUUAGCCUCUCCCUUCCUCAGCUGUGACCCCAGUCAUGCUGCGUUACGAGGCCCAAAUCCCCCGAGUGGAAACGUCAGCACAACAUAAACAGCUGACCUUCUCCUUACACGUGCAGAUAUGCAGAGUCGCAGCCAAGCAUCAGGAACUGCUAGCAGCACAUGUUUCCUGGGAAUUACAACAUUUUAACUGGAGAAUUAAACCUUUAGAUGGAGAUGCUUCAAAGGGCAUUUCUGAUCACAGUGGUAUGAACUGUGUGCAAACAUCUUUUUCCCCUAUAUUUGCAGAAAGGUGACUGGUGUAUGUCCGUAUGCUUGCUCUGCUGCUGCUGUAGUUACCGAACCCACAUUAUAGAAAUCUACCUUCAAAUUCACGUGUCCAGUCGUACUGCAGGCACAUUAUAGCUUUAAUAUACAGUUAAUAAUACAUCCUUUUCCAUCUGGGAUAAGUGUGGUCAAAGUAUUAUGGGAUCUUGCCUCCUUCUGGUAAUUGAGGACAUGACAGUUCAAACCGAAGACUUAUUCAACUGUCCGUUAGACAUUGUUAUUCUCAGUUAUGCAGGUGCUUUUGCAAACAUAAUGCACACAGUCUGAAUUUUUAUCUCCUGGGUGUGAAAACUCACCGUGACAGCAGACAGCAGUUUGUUUUGCUUGUGUUAGCCUUCACAUUAAUUAUGUCACACCUGGAAAGAGACAAAGUGGAUGUGUACGUUUGUGUGUGUACCUGGGUGAAAUCUACAAAACUGUCACUGAGGAAAGGGAACGAGACAAUGUGCAUUGAAUUUGAGCAUGCUUGGAUUCAAUGUGUGCGCGUGCAUUAAUCUCCAUCUCUCUGCAGCAACUGGCUUUCCAGGACGGGUGAGCAAUUGCUAACCUCAUCAUUAGUGUGCGUGCGUGUAUCUCUGUGUUUGCAUAAGGAUCAUUAUCUCGGUGUUAAAUCCAGAGACUGUGAAUCUUGCUUAGACUUCUUUAGUGCCAGAGAGAAGACGAAUUCAGGGAGAGAAAGACCAGCGGUUUGUACAUAUUGUGUCAGAAAUAAGUUCAGUUUUGUUACUGAAGCAGGAAACUGUGACUGCAAACAGAAACACUGUCAUUCAGCACCACAAUGUCAUGGAGACAUCAUUAAAUCCCAACUGUAAACCUCAGUAGCCAGCAUCAGCAGCCGGGGACUGGACCAUCAGGGCCUCCGGUCUUGACUGCUGUCCGAUACACAUUUGGGCUGUGCUUAGCCAGGCCCCAUGGGCUAAGACCACCAAGCACUCUCCCUCAAGCUUCCUACCCAGGUCUUGUUCCAGUGUGGGGGCAUCCUCUCCUUGGCAGGGUAAACUGGUCCCUUGUUAUUUUAGCUUUCACUGGGACCAACAUAAAAGCCCAUGGAAUGACAGAAACACACAAACCUUUCCACCACACUGAGGUGAUGAGUCACAGGGGAGCAUUAGGGGAGUGGGAGUUUAGGGCGAUGGGUUGAAGAGAGAGCUGUGCAUAAAAGCAAAGGUGUCAAUUUGCCGGUUUGAUCUAUGCCCUUAUUCUCACCGGUGGUCACGAGUCUGAGUAAUGACUGAAAGAAUAAGAUCACCAAUAUAAGCAGCAGAAAUUAGCUUUCCUUAGAGACGGGUGAUGAAUUCUGUCAAUCACCUCAAAGUGGAGUCGCUACUCCUCUGCAUAAAAAGGAGCCAGCUGAGGUGAAACCUUCAGACAUCCUGUGUCCUCCUGUGUCUGGGCAUGUUCUGCUGGGACGAGGUCCCAGGGUGCACCCAGGACACGCUGGAGAGAUUACAUCUUGUGGCUCAAAUGUUAGCAUCCUAACAUAGUAAUUGAUGGAACAAGAUAAAUAUUAUACCUGCUAAACAUAAGAUAUAUUAGCACUGUCACUGUGAGCAUGUUAGCAUGAUAAGGGUAGGCUUAAUAGUGCUACUUUAUUUAAGUACAGCCUCACAGAACUGCUCUUGUCAUAGUCUUGACUCUUGGUGUUUAUUCCUCUUAAAUUAUUUCCUCACUGUUUCAUCCUCUUGUGUCAAAUUCAUUCAUGUGUCUGUAUUUUCCCAGUUUACUUAUCACACUUCCUGCUUUAUUUUGAAUUGUAGUGUUCUUUGUGCUUUGUUUUAAGUUUUUCUUCCCUGGUCUCAUCUUCUGUGAUUUAGUUCAGCCGUCUCAGUCUCCCUAGCUGUCUCUCUGAUUGCCCUUCAGUGUAUAUAUAGUCACUGCCUCCCCUUGUCUUUGGUGAGAGUGGCUGCUCCGACUUGCCCCUGUGUAGUUUCUUGCUUUAUAUUUCAGAUGUUUGUAGUUUUCAUUAUUUCCUUGUUGGACUUUAUGUUUUGCCUCUUGUAGAAUUUGAAACCAGUCAAUAAAGGGUUUACUUUCUGCUUUCUCAUCUCUGCAUUUGGACUCACCUCUAACACUCCACACGGUCUGAAUCAUCUUCAGAACAGAAAACUUUAUUCAUGUUUUCACAAGAAUAACGAGUUUCCAUGUGCUGAACUGAAAAGUGAAGUACUUAAUUUAAUAUUUCAUCUGGACUCAAACUGAAUGUUUAGUUUUAGAGUGAAAAAAGCAACAUGAUAACACCUUACAGUGAAAGCUAAAACUCACAUUUUAGGAUUAAAUCUAACACUUAAGGCUAGAUAAACUGGACUUUAUUGGCAGUGGAAAAUUCCAUGGCCCAUUCUUUGAAAAAAUAAAUUUGUUUCCACUGGUACGAAUCUGAGAGCGCAGCUCAUACAAGCAGAGCAUGGGUCUUUUUACUCAGUACUGAGGGCUAAAAAACUAUUAGGACACCCUUGGAAUUUAAAUAUAUUACAAAAUGUAAAAUGUUGGCUUUUGGGGAGAAAGAGAUGUGUGUCUGUUCAGUCAUAAACACAUAAUGUGGACACAUUUGAAAGUCCAAUCUGUUCACAGAGGGGAACAUAAAGCAGAGGCUGGUGACGAUGAGUGAGUGAAAGGACCAGAUAGUCAGGUCUCAUUCUUUACGCCGCCCUUCCCCUCCCUCUCUUCCUCCCACUUUCGCCACCUCCUCUCUGCUCUUUGUGGUCACUGAACUCCUGCUUGAAAACAGGUGAUGUCCUUUCUGUGAGCAGGGGGGAUGUGGAGGAGAAAGCUGCAGAUUUCUGGCAAGACUAAGAGGUCGAGCAGAAAAAGCAUUGUUGUGGCUGAAAAAACAGAAGUGCUGAGUGAAGAUCUGCUGCAGGUGGAGAAACGUCUGGAGCUGGUGAAGCAGGUUUCCCACAGCACACACAAGAAGCUGACCGCCUGUCUGCAGGGUCAGCAGGGCGUGGAUGUGGACAAGAAGUCUGUCAGGUCACCCUCGAAAAAGCUUCCGCUCGCAACGCUAGCACAAUGUAUGGUGGAGGGGGCAGCUGUGCUCGGGGACGAGUCUCUGCUAGGAAAGAUGCUGAAGCUCUGCGGCGACACGCAGGAAAAGCUCGCUCAGGAGCUCAUCUUGUUCGAGCUCACCAUCGAGAGGGACGUGACCGAACCCUUGUACGAGCUCGCAGAGGUGGAAAUCCCAAAUAUCCAGAAACAAAGGAAACAUUUAGCGAAGCUGGUCCUGGACAUGGAUUCUGCACGCACACGGUACACUCAGUCUACCAAAUCUUCUGGACUGUCCAGCAACCUGCAGCCAACAGGAGCCAAGGCCGACCACCUCAGGGAAGAGAUGGAGGAGGCAGCCAACCGCAUGGAGAUCUGUCGAGAUCAGUUAUCAGCAGACAUGUACAGUUUUGUGGCCAAAGAAAUUGACUAUGCAAGCUACUUCCAGACACUGAUAGAAGUCCAGGCAGAGUACCACAGGAAGUCAUUAGAGCUGCUUCAGAGUGUUCUGCCUCAGAUCAAAGCUCAUCAGGAGACCUGGGUGGAGAAACCGUGUUACGGGAAGCCAUUAGAGGAGCACUUAGCGCUCAGCGGGAGAGAUAUUGCCUUUCCCAUUGAGGCCUGUGUGACCAUGCUGCUGGAGUGUGGCAUGCAGGAAGAGGGUUUGUUCAGAAUCGCUCCCUCGGCCUCCAAACUCAAAAAGCUGAAGGCGUCUCUGGACUGCGGGGUUUUAGACGUGCAAGAAUACUCCGCAGACCCACACGCCAUCGCAGGUGCUUUGAAGUCCUACCUGCGCGAGCUCCCUGAACCAUUAAUGACCUUUGAACUCUACAAUGACUGGAUCCAAGCCUCAAACAUUCAAGAUCAAGACAAGCGCCUGCAGGCUCUGUUCAAUGCCUGUGAGAAACUCCCUUCAGCCAACAACACCAACUUUAGGUAUUUAAUCAAAUUCCUGUCCAAACUGACUGAGUACCAGGAUGUGAACAAGAUGACGCCUGGAAACAUUGCUAUUGUCCUCGGACCCAACCUGCUGUGGACUCAGAAUGAUGGGAACAUCACGGAGAUGAUGACGACAGUUUCCCUACAGAUCGUCGGCAUCAUCGAGCCCAUCAUCCAGCACGCCGACUGGUUCUUCCCAGGAGAGAUCGAGUUCAAUGUCACAGGAAACUACGGCAGCCCCGUCCACACCAACCACAACGCCAACUACAGCUCGAUGCCGUCUCCAGAUAUGGAUCAGAUGGAUCGCAAGCAGAACGACCAGAGCCGGCGGCCGCUCAGCGUCGCCACAGACAACAUGAUGCUGGAGUUUUAUAAGAAGGACGGCAUUAGGAAGAUACAAAGCAUGGGUGUCAGGGUGAUGGACACUUCUUGGGUGUCGCGCAGGGGAUCGUCGUCUACGCGUAAAUCCUUGUCCACGCCACCGAGUGUGCACCCCCCCACCCCACCCAUUGACGCGCUCAUCCCCGAGCAGCCUGGGGAAUUCUCAGCCUCCCCCUCCCCCACCCCUCCUCCCACUAGCAGCGACCGAGCCAGUACUCUGAAGAACAAGGAGCUGUCUCCAGUGAUUGGACAGAAGGGGCUCCAGGGAGCAGUGACCUCUAGUGGACAGUCGCAGCUCUCUGACCACAGUCCGCACACCUUGAGGAGAGCAAAGAAGCUGGCUCCGAUCCCGCCUAAAGGCCCUUACUGCCCAACGGGAGCCAUGUCUGACCAGUCCACAGGUCAACCGUCUCCAGUCAGCCUGUCUCCCACUCCUCCCAGCACCCCUUCCCCAUAUGGCUUCAGCUACCCGCAGGGAUAUGCCACCAUCAGCUCCCCGGGUCAGUUGCAGAUGGUCACCACCCCGUCUCUGUCCUCUCCGCCCUCGUUGGCUGGGACUCUCACCAAGGCCAGACCGACCCCCAAGCCGCCCCGGCAGAGACCCAGCCUGCCUCCUCCUCAGCCUCCAUCCACACCUGGCACUAGUCCCCAGCCUCUGGAGCACUCAUCUGGGCUCCUGGACGGCCUUUCUCCUGGGGAAAGCAUGUCCACUGAUUCCCUCUGCAACUUGGACAUCCCCGUCAUUAACAUGGAACUGGACAGUAUUUUUGACUUGACCCACAUCUCCCCCUUCAGGAACUCAGUGGCACAGCUGGAGUCGGCCAACAGCAAAGAGGACUCGGAGGAAGAGUCUGAGAGCACAGUGCUAUGACGCCACCGAGUUCCCCCACCCUCUCCGUCAAGCUACUGCUGUGCCGUCUCGAUCAUUCAUUGACCUUUCACCUCUCCAGCUGCAUUAACUUCGGCCUCAGCGGCCACCUCUGGACCUCCUCAUCACGCCUCACCUGUGCUCGAUCCAGAGGGGCCAGCGCGUACAAAAGAAAAAAGCACUUCUAUACAGUAAAACAAAAAAAUCUGGUGAACACACAUACACACGGUUUUGGCGACAGUGUUGUCAGGGGAAGAUUUGACAUUUUGCAUUGGCUGGAUGUUUUUUUUUUUUUUAUUUAACUUAAUGUUUUCUUUUUCUUUCUGCCUUAUUUGAUUCACUUGCAAUAUUGCCUUUAACCUCACUCACACGAGACUGGAAACAGGCUGCUGGGAGGAUGAGUGCUCUUUGCUGCUGCUGCUGCUUUUCAUGAGUGAAUUUCAGAACAAACUAACACAGUGCUGUAUAUCUGUCCUGUUAACUUCCUACUCUCACCGUUCAUCUCCUCUUGGCUUGAAACGCCUCUGGCCCCGAAUUUCAGUCCCACUUGAGCGUUCACUGUGAGUGUGCCAGUGUGUCGUUUUGGAAAGCGCGCGCGCGUGUGUUUUGCUAGUGUGUGUGACGUGUUAAGUGAAGUGGUAAUUGUAUUAUAUGAUGUUGCACUGUCGGUGUCGUGGAGCAAAAAAAGGAAUGAAUGUUUUAGACGUUUAGAAGUUAACUAAGCAGGUUGGGAAGCGGUUAAACGCCCAAUCACUCCUUUCUCUUUAUAACAAGGCAUUCAGUCAGGAUAUCAGUCACUGGAUAUUUAUUGUUUAUACUGUACAUUUUCAGAGUGUAUGAUACGAUUAACAAUCUAACCCAGAUCAUAUUUUGUAUCCACGGGAGAGCUAUAUAGUUGAUGCUGUCAGGGAGCUAUAAAGUAUAUGAGAUACAUGCUGUAGUUUAUGAAACGUCCACCAGUAUGAAAAAUGAAAAACUCAAUUGUGUUUACUCAGAAAUAUUUUUUGGCAGGACGCAAAGCCGAAUGAGAUCUUUCAUUUUUCUUUGUCGAGUUAGGCGUCAUUUCAGUUUCAAGGAUGUACAAGUUUGUAACUGUGAAGCCUGGAGUGCAUAACCACAUCGUUUAUUUUUUAAAAAUAAAAUAAACUUCAUCCACAUAGCAGUAGCGGAGGCUCUGAAUGGCCAGCUCUGUGGGUGGGGUGCCCUGUGGGGUUUUCUUGUGUGUUUCCUUUGUCACGAGACAUUAGACAGACACCUAUUAAAUAUUAAACAUUUUGCAUUGUUUACUUGGCAGUUUGCUGGCAGGUAGUUGUCCUCUCUUUACUUUUUCUGGGCUCAUUGCUGUGCUGUUCCCACUAACUGUUGGUCAGCGCAUUAGCUCGAUAGCGAUUCGAUGCUUGUCCUCAAACACUAUGCUAAAUAAUUUGGCAAACCUAAUUAAUUUAUAUUGUAUCACUUUUGGACCUGCUAUCCACCCAUCCAUUAUUUCUCUGCUGCCUACCUGGGUUCAGGCCAUGGUAGGCAGAGAUGCCCAGAUCUCCCAAUUUCCAGGUUUUCUGGUGGGAAACCGGGGAAUUCUGCAGCCAGCCGAGAGCUCAAAUCUGAAUAGCGUCUGCUGGCUUUGGGCUAAGGUCGCCCCCCAGUAAGACAUGCCGACAACACUUCACUUAGGAGGCAUCAUAAUCAAACCACCUGAGUUGGCAGAUCUACUCUGAACUCCUAAAUGGUUAACCUCCUCAUCCUGACUCUGUAGAUUAAGGUCCCAGUCGCACAGGCCUAAAGACCUGUCAGUGAUCCCAUGGUACCCACCGGUCACUAGAGAAAAUUUGUAUUCCCCAACUGGUUGCCAAAUGGUUGCUAGAAAUUGCUGGCAGUCUCUAGGUGAAAUUGGUCAGAAAGAGGUAUACGGUAAUGCACCAAAGACCACCUUGUGAUUGCUUUGGUUGCUUGCAGAUUGCCACGGUUGCUGAGCAGUAAUGAAACUGUGGAAAGUGGGAUGCAGAGUGGAAAUGGAGAUCAUUCGCCUUAAAAACAGUUGAAGUAAAAAAUUAAAGUUUCAUGUUUUGAAAGGUGUUGGAUGCAGUUGUAAGGCACGACUUUUACUUUGAUGGUGAACAGUCUGUUUCCUUUUCACAUAGGAAGUAGCAUGCGCUUCACUGCACUCUGAAACCCAAUUGCAUGCUUGUGCCAUGCAAUAAUAAUUUAGAUCAGAGGUUCUUGGUGCAACACCCUCUUUGUGAACAAUUUCACCCGUCACGCACCUCCAACGAUUUGGCCAAUAUAACUUUUUCCUUAGCGAUCAGUGGUUGCUAGGCAGUCAUAUUUAGGCAUGUGUGAUUGCCGUACACCCUUAGCAAGCAAUAUCAUUCAAUUCAUCUGCUUUUCUUUAUACUUUUUCUCUUUUUAGCUCAGUUUUUGGUCUCCACCACUUCAUGAGAGAGACAUAUCUGGCUCUUUAGGUGCCCAACACUCCAUUAAAUGCACCGGCCAGCUGCUAACUUUGUGUUUCCUGUUAGCUUAGCAGAUGUUGUUUGAAACAACACUGAUGAAACCAGUAAGACUGACACAGAACGCAAACAACAGGUGGAAAGAUGCUAAAAAACAAAGAUUUUAGAGAUUAUGAACCUGCUGUAUCACACUCCAGGAUUCAUACAGUGCAAACUUGUAUUGACAUAUUGAACCAUUCUUGGGAAAGAGCAACAGCCCUGACACAUUUAACAUCCUGUCAUAUCGUAGCAAAGCCAGAAAACAGUCUAGAGACACUUUCAGAAAAAAGGUGCUUGGUCUCUUAUAAAUAAGCACAGUUUUUCUGUCAUUUUCAGCCACAUUCACAUUACAGUUUAUAGGAACCCUGCCUGAUGAUGCUGAUAUUUUUGGUCUAUUUUAGUGAACCAGAGGCAAGUGCAAAGAUAUGUGUGUAUAUGUGUUUAUUUUGAUGAGAGUAUUUAUACAGAUAUAUUUCUGAAUACUUUUUACUAGGUAUGAGGAGCUGUGGUCGUUUCCGCUGCACAUGAAUCUGAGGAAUUUUUUUUCAAGUAUUCAAACGUGGGACCAGAAUUGCUCUGCUGCCGCAUCAAAACCUUUUCAGGAAUCGCAGGUUCAGUUUAAGAGGAAACUUGAAAAUCAGUUAAACUGGAGUAACAAGGUUUGUGUACGACAGCAGUAGUUUGCUAUUUGCCUUGCGGUGGGUUUUUGUUGUGACCUAUCCAGAUUUAUACGACUUUCCUUUUGUCCUGAAAACAUCCACUACACAUGGCCUCAAAGUCACUGUGCUGCUCUACCUGUGUCUUUCUUUAAAGCGCGAUAUCACUCACAGGACUCUUGUAAAUACCGAAGCCUCUAUACAGUUUGUUCUGUAUAUACUGAAGGGAGAAAUUCAUAUAUAUAUAUAGAUAUAUACAAAUACUGUAUUGAAAAGGAUAAAUGAUGAUGAACAUCCAUACUAUAUGUAUAAUAUUAUAAUGUUGCUGGAACUAGCACAAGCCUAACAUGGUACAGCAGACUGAAAGGUCAAAUCUAGUGCUUGUUUUGCAGUUUCUGACCUCAGAAUGAACCUCUUGAACUUUUAGAUUUGAUUUUAGACAACAAAAAAACAACAACACAUCACUGCAGCUACGUGAAAAUUCAAGACGUCUCGUGCAGCUUUGAGCACAUUUCCUGGUAUAUUUGAGAUUCGUGGAAAUGUGAUUGUGUGUUCUUAAGAAAUAAAAAGUGUCUGUGGGGUGCUGCAGUUGCAGUGACACAUCGAUCACAGUUUGAAAGGUUUAAACAGACUGCAUGAAAACUGCUGCAUUACUGUCUUUUAGACAGCAGAACCAGACAGCAAUGCAACAGAGGUUAUAUGUUUAAGAAAAAACAGACGUUAAACAACAGUUUGCAUAGAACAGAUUUUUUCACAAGCAGAAAAUUUUAAAUUGGUACAAAAAAGAAAUACCAGAGGUCAUCCAAACCAUCAAGAUGCUUCUUUUAUCUGACUAAAGCUUAAUUUAUAGUGCUGCAUUAACCUGUAGAGACCCUGUAUCCUCUGGCAUAGCCUGGCAUCCACCUUGCUGCUGUGGCAACGCAGCCUACAGUGGCGGUAAUAUGCUCAAAAAUGUAUAUUGAUUAUUACAAGGAUAAUGCCUCUGUGAACCAACGUGUAAUAGGCUCUAGUUGCAUUUAGUGUGCUCACAGUGCUAAUUCAUUACCCAGUGUUAAUGUAACACUGAAAAACAACUCAUUUUGACAGUUAAUAGAAUUGAAUAUUGGGGAAAUGACUCCAUUCAUGUUUAUUUUUUUAUAUUACGACUGUAAUUCCAACAAGGACAUUUUAAACAGUUGGUUUUUACACAUCCAGUAGCUGCGGAGCCACAUUGCCAUUCAGCUGGGCAGGUGUUUCUGGCUCCUUUUUAUCUAUUUGCUCUCUAUUUACCUGUGUUUUCGCUUUCCACCACCUCCUCAGAGGAAUGUCUGGCUGUCAAGAUACUAAAUGCUCCACUGUGAUCUCAUAGUGACUGGUCCUGAGAUCUAGUCUGAACCAACGCUGAUGAGAGCAGUAAGAUUAAGCAACGCUGGGUCUGCUUUACCACCGUAAUCGUGUGGUGUUUUUCUGUCUUUCCCGUUGUUCCGCAUUUAUCAGCUCCAAGUCCAACACAGCAGAGCACUGCAGACACAACAGCGCACAAGUAUGAUUGUAAAACCACGCCACUUAUUAUGGCGUGGGAGUCACUAAAGGACCAUGAUAGGAAAGAGAAAUCACAUGAGGAUCCAGACAUUUUUAAUUUGUAGUUUUAAUUAAUAAUGUAUCACUCAUAUAGCCUCCUCACUUUGUGGACAUAAAGCCGUCAACAUGUCAUGAGACGUAGAUUGAUCAUGAUCUUAGAUCGUGUUGUUUCCCUGUACCAUAGCCGAGCCUUUCUGGAUGCACAUAACAGUGAAGGAAGCAGCUCUAUUACUACGAGACCGAGCCCUUUCUUGCUUUCCUCGUUGGCUAGCUUGUUAGCUUGCAGGUGCUGUGGAUGUCUGCCUGUCUAUGUCAUUUUGAUGGGACGCUUGUUGCUGUGCAGACCACAAAGAACACUGGCCAGGCCGAACAUUAAGAACCUGUUUAAAUGUGUGGCCCGGAUUUUAAAUUUUCAGGGCCUUGACUUUUUUUUUUAGCAUAGGCAGAUUCAGCACAGGACUAUAAAUUAAGCUUCCUCCAAAAACUGUAGAAAAAGAAAGCUUUCUAUCACUUAGCACCAAGAAAAGUUGUCAAAUCUGAGCAGAUUUCUCUGUUAUGUUUGGAAAAUUCAUUUAAUUACUGAUAAAAACAGUUUCAGAUUAUUUCCUGGUACUCAAAUGAUCUUUGAAUCUACCAACUUCUUAUUUUUUGCCAUAAAAGAAAUGCUGUUCAAACUGAUUUUGAAUCAAUGCAGCAUGAUUUUACAAUUUAAAUUUAAUAUUUAGAAAAAAGUUUCUUUUUCAAAUUUGCUGUUGCAGUUAGGCUGUGCUGAGGUGAAUGGUCUGUCCUGUCUUUGUUUCUGUGUUACAAUGUGCUGCUCUUCGUUUUUGUACUAAAGGGUCUCAGAUCAAAGCCUGUACAUACAGAACACGUCAAACACGACUUUAUUAACAAUAACCCAGUCGAGCAAAGACAGCCGGCAAGAGAUUCCAGAGACAGUUUUCAGUAUUGCAGCUUUUGCAAGCAUGCCCUUUGAGCACUAAACUUCAAAGGCCUUUUUUACAUCGGUGGAAUGUACUGAUAGACAAUGUCCACCACAUAGGUUGUGAUAAAGGCGGAUUGUGUGUGUUGUGACAUAGUUUCAAGAGUGUGCAGGGGUAUCAAAUAUCGACAUUGUGCUGUGUGGAAGUCGGAAGCAUGCUUUUUAACCAUGCCUAUGAAAUGCGUCUCAUCUUUGGUCCUAUUUAAAUGUGCUUGUAUUUAUUUUUUAUAAGUGAAUAGAUCGACCUUUGCAAGAAAAGAAGAAAAUUCAGUGCUGCCCUUUGACCUUUUUGAGUCAAGCUCCCCCGUCAGUUCUGCUAAGAGUUUAUUUAAAUCAUUCAUGAUUUCCUGUUUGCUUUCACCACGUAUCCUCAUAUGUUCCACCGGUUUUAUCUAUAGCAAAUCAAGAAAAGCACAUCAGACUCCAAACAGACCAACAACGAAACAACAUGGAGGAUAAGACAGAAUAAUUCACUUUCAGAGGACUGAAUAUCUGCUAAAAUCAACUACAAAUGAGAAAAAAACUGUGACGUGUAGGGUCACGUGGACCCGCGCAGUCUGUAGAUUACACUGUGGUGCAUGCAGCCAUCUCCAUUCAUCCUUUUCUUUGCAUAACUUUAAGUUCCAAGUAACGGGGGCCAAAACAAAAAGGGAAAACGUGAUCGAUCAAGGAAUCUUUUUUUAAAAAGUUCUUUGUGUCAAACUGUGGUGAUGCUGUGGACUCUUUAAAGUUUGGAGUACAGAUGAAAUGCCUUUUCUUGGACUUGCUUUCUCUCAGUCACCAAGUGGAACACAGUGUAAGAUAAAAUGAGAAAAAAAUUAAAUUAAUCCUCAUCCGAAUGUUGAAACUAUUAAAAAUGUUUUUUUUUAUAUUA
This is a messenger RNA of Haplochromis burtoni (Burton's mouthbrooder), 14937 nucleotides long. RefSeq names its product rho GTPase-activating protein 44. Gene Ontology annotation, biological process: neurotransmitter receptor transport, endosome to postsynaptic membrane; positive regulation of GTPase activity; negative regulation of Rac protein signal transduction. Gene Ontology annotation, cellular component: intracellular anatomical structure; dendritic spine; postsynaptic density. NCBI's taxonomy places the organism in Eukaryota, Metazoa, Chordata, Actinopteri, Cichliformes, Cichlidae. The record is from RefSeq and is a predicted model, not a curated record. The transcript is spliced from 21 exons. Bases 5965 to 8382 code for a protein of 805 amino acids. Gene Ontology annotation, molecular function: GTPase activator activity; protein binding.